This is a messenger RNA of Leptidea sinapis, 522 nucleotides long. RefSeq lists its product as uncharacterized. NCBI's taxonomy places the organism in Eukaryota, Metazoa, Arthropoda, Insecta, Lepidoptera, Pieridae. The annotation marks the transcript as partial. The record is from RefSeq and is a predicted model, not a curated record. The transcript has 2 exons.
AUAAACAACAUUCGCUCUACUUACAAAAAAGAGCGUAAGAAGAUCGCUGAUUCGAAGAAAUCGGGAGCAGGAAGCCAAGAAGUGUAUAAUCCGAAAGUAUUGAAUGCAAAUGAAAACCUAACUACUGAAGUUUUACAGUCUGUUCAAAACCAUUUGAAAAGGCCAGCAAUAGUCAAUGAUCGAUUUGAUAUUUUUGGAGCAAACGUUGCAGCUAAGCUGAGAGAUAUCACAAAACAACAACGUAUUUUGGCCGAAAAAGUAAUUAACGAAACAUUAUUUCUGACAGAGAUGGAAAAUUUUACUAUUUCACACCAAGUGACUGAUUCAAGCAGUGUGCGUUUUACUAAUUAUAGUUACAACGUUCCCAGUCCCGUUUCACAUACUCCCAGCCCAGUACAUUACCAGAAUUCAAAUUUUGAAGGUUCCCAGUCUAUUCUGCAAACUUCUCAACAAGGUCAAUCCCAACCAAUACAAAAUUCAGCGGCUAAUUUUCUAUCUUCUUUUGAUAUUAAUACGAAUUAA